Messenger RNA from Aegilops tauschii subsp. strangulata, 719 nucleotides. NCBI's taxonomy places the organism in Eukaryota, Viridiplantae, Streptophyta, Magnoliopsida, Poales, Poaceae. The record is from RefSeq and is a predicted model, not a curated record.
CAUCUAACCUUCAAACACCUAAAGCAAAAACACCAAAGCCAAGUGAGCAAUAGUAAACACAAAUCAAACAUGAAGACCUUCAUCAUAUUUGUCCUCCUUGCUAUGGUGAUGAGCAUCGCCAGUGCCACUAGGCAACUAAGCCCUAGAAGCAAGGAGUUGCAAACACCACAAGAACAAUUCCCCCAACAGCAAUUUCCUCAACCACAACAAAUCCUCCAACAACAAUUCCCCCAACAACAACAAAUCCCCCAGCAACCACAACAAUUCCCCCAACAACAAAUCCCGCAACAGCAAAUCCCGCAACAACAAUUCCCCCAACCACAACAAAUCCCCCAACAACAACAAAUCCCCCAGCAACCACAACAACAACAACAACAGUUCCCCCAACAACAACAAUUCCCCCAACAACAAUUCCCCCAACAACCACAACAACAAUUCCCCCAACAACAAUUUCCCAUACCAUACCCACCCCAACAACAAUCACAAGAAGCUUCCCCAUACCAACAAUACCACAACAACAACUAUCUGGGAGCGACGUUAUAAGUAUCAGUGGCCGAUGAAAUGAAGAGAUGUAAUACUAGACAGGUGAAUCAUCGUUGUUAGUCAAUGGAGCAUAAUGUAACGGGUAUAAAUAAAAUGAUGUGCACCAUCAUGUGUAACCCCGACCUGUACUAGUUCAAACAUGGGAAUAAAAGACAAAUAAGUUCUUUUCUGAAGCA